This is a messenger RNA of Xyrauchen texanus (razorback sucker), 4996 nucleotides long. RefSeq names its product solute carrier family 39 member 10 (gene slc39a10). The transcript is spliced from 10 exons. Gene Ontology annotation, cellular component: membrane. Gene Ontology annotation, biological process: positive regulation of B cell receptor signaling pathway; zinc ion import across plasma membrane; intracellular zinc ion homeostasis. The coding region runs from base 93 to 2681 and encodes 862 amino acids. The record is from RefSeq and is a predicted model, not a curated record. Lineage: Eukaryota; Metazoa; Chordata; Actinopteri; Cypriniformes; Catostomidae. Gene Ontology annotation, molecular function: zinc ion transmembrane transporter activity.
GUUUGGUACGGUGUGCGGCGUGAGUGUUUUAGUACCGAGCGGAGAGGAGAUGCACACGGCACUCGAGUGAGGGGUUUCCAAGCGAAGAGAUAAUGAGAGUUCACACACAUACCAGAUUCUGCUUUCUCUGCGUGCUGACCCUCCUGUUCCAUCAGUGCUGUCACUGUCAUGAAGGAGGGGCCCACCAUCACGACGGGCACAGCCAUAGUGACCAUGACCAUGUCCACAGUGACCUGCAGAUUUCAGAGUCAACCUGUGGAGGUUUGUCAGACCGGUUGCCGCACGUCAACCACGGCGAGCCAGCGGAAGAGCAACGUUACUACAUUCAGCAGUUGUUCUGUAGGUAUGGCCAGAAGGACAGUCUGAAUUUUACAGACUUCCAGAGUCUGCUGCUGAGUUUAGGGCUUGGCAAGGUGAGGGUUGUGGGACUGGAGCAUGAAGAUCUUGGCCAUGAUCAUGUGGCCCACUUAGAUAUUUUGGAAGUUCAGGAAGGCUGGCAUUCGCAUUCUGACUCUAAUCCUCACCCUCAUCCAAAGCCCCAGAACACUCACCAACACUCCCAGCACGAGGAAGAAGAACACACCCCUGCUGAGGAGCUCCCCUGCAGUAAAAGACGUGGCACUGGAGCUGAGACCACCAUUGAUGGUCGAUCAGAAAACCAUGAUCAUGAGAAAGAUGGUGAUCAUAAACACACACACAUCCACAAACCUGACAAAGACAGUCCUCAGACUCAAGAUCAUGACCAUGACCACGAUCAUGAUCACAAACACACACACAGUCACGAACAGGACAGUGACGUGACACAGCAAAUGGACCAUGACCAUCAUGAUCAAAAUAGUAAACAUACACAUGAAAAUAAUGACUUAAGUGAAGACCAUAUGCAUGUCCAAAACCACGAUGACCAUGGGGACAGUACCCACCAUCAUCAUGACCACCAUCAUCACAAGCACCCCCACUCUCAUCUCCAGCACAGUCCAGACAGUAUGGACCACACCACGGUAACUCCUCAGCUCACACCCAGACCGAAAGUUGCAGCUCAUGAGUUCCAGCCGUCCACACAAACUGAGCCACCCACCAAACAGCCCAGAAGAAACAAGAGACCACCAAAAGGCAGAGGCCAGCGGAACCGAAGCAAGACCACCAACACUGUUACUCAUGCCACCGGCUUAUCGGAUCCUGAGACCAGCGGAGAUGACCCGGAGAACAGCAGCCAGGACCAGAGCUCUCGUCAGCCGCAGAGGGGGAGGAGAGAGGUGCAAGGAGAGCUCAUGAAUCCCACUGUUAAAUCACAUGCGCAUCAGCAUGAGGAGUGUCUGAAUUUAACGCAGCUGCUGCAGCAGUAUGGACUGAGCUCCGAGUCUCUCAUCUCUCCAGUGCAGUUUACCUAUUUAUGCCCAGCACUACUCUACCAGAUUGACAGGCGCUUCUGCAUCCUUCAUUACCAUCACGUUGAGUCUGACGCCCAAGAUGCAACACCUGCAGUGUGGAUCUGGAUUUGGGGCUUUGUGUCCAUCACCAUCAUCAGUCUGCUGUCUCUACUGGGUGUUAUUCUGGUGCCCAUCCUCAACCAGUCCUGCUUCAAGUUUCUCUUGACCUUCCUAGUGGCUCUGGCUGUUGGCACCCUCAGCGGGGAUGCUUUACUGCAUCUACUACCUCAUGCUCAAGGAGAACAUGAUCACAGUACUGGAGGGCACAUGGAGGAAGAACACGAAGAGGAUUUUCUGACAAAGUUUGAUGGUGUUUGGAAAGGACUGACAGCAUUAGCAGGAAUCUACCUCCUCUUCAUCAUAGAGCACUGCAUUGGCAUGUUCAAACACUACAGCGUCCGAAGGGGAAGCCUCUGCCAGAAGAAGAAAGAACAGGCAAAGAUUGGGAGUAAAUUAUCAGACCACAAACUCAACAGGCGUUCAGAUGCUGAGUGGCUCCAUCUGAAAACUGUAACAGAGGGAGAAGUUAUGACGUGUGAAGCUGGGCACAAUGACACUCAGAUGAUGGAGCUGCAGCCUUUGGAUUCCCCCAGCAAGAUGCCGCUGGCCAUCGCUGAUUCCGAUCACACCUACAAAGAGGCAGUCAAAACAGAGGACAGUGGGACAAAGGCUAAGACAAAAAAGCAUGGACACGGACAUAGUCAUGGCCAUUCCCAUCAUGGGCACUGCCACUCUGACCAGGAAAUGAAAGAUGCCGGAAUCGCCAGCAUAGCAUGGAUGGUUAUCAUGGGAGAUGGCAUGCAUAACUUUAGUGAUGGACUUGCUAUAGGUGCUGCUUUCAGUGCCAACAUCACAGGAGGCAUCAGUACUUCAGUAGCUGUUUUCUGUCAUGAACUUCCCCAUGAACUGGGUGACUUUGCUGUUUUAUUGAAGGCUGGAAUGUCAGUGAAGCAAGCUAUUGUUUACAACGUCCUCUCUGCUCUGAUGGCCUAUAUCGGCAUGGUUAUCGGCACAGCCGUGGGACAAUACACGCACAACGUCACUGGCUGGAUCUUCGCCAUAACCGCUGGCAUGUUUCUUUAUGUGGCAUUAGUGGACAUGUUGCCAGAGAUGCUUCAUGGUGACAGUGAAGAACACAAGCGCUGUGAAAUGGGGCACUUCAUCCUGCAGAACUUUGGCAUGCUCACUGGGUUUGGCCUCAUGCUGCUGAUUGCCAUUUUCGAGGAUCACAUUGUGUUUGACUUUGGCUUCUAGCCGUUGACUGGCAUCAUUCAUUACUUUAAUCACACAUGUGCUUUGCCUUUAAGUGGCUUUGUUUUGUGAUGGUACAGUCCAGCAUGCAUGUCUAAAUAGACCGCAUCGGUGGCUUACAUUGGACUUGGACACGCAGACAAACGUGUUUACAUUUCAUCAUCUCGCAUCUUUCCCUCUCUAGGCUACACAAACCGGUUACUGUUUUCCUUCAAUACUCUUGUAGCUAUAGCUGGAUCUCAGUAUGCUGGAGCUUUUUCUCUUUAUUCCUUUUUGAUUUGAGUAGGUUUAUCCAAACAAACAUAUACACCUUGCAUUUCUGAGAAGCACUUCCCAGUAUUUGGGACUAUCCCUUUAAUAUUGAAGUGUUGUUUUAGGACCGUGUCAUUGAUAGAAUCACUCAUUGCAGCUGCCCAGUUCAACAGUCACCCAUUAAUUUGAAUGUGUUGAGCAUUGUGUCAUGUUUAGCUCUUUCAUUCAUUUGUAUCUCACAGUCCAUUCGUUGUAACUGAUGUUUUGUGUCAUGUACCUCUCUUGUGUCCACCAUGGUAGUGUCAAGAACAAGUCACAGAACUGUGUGCUAAAAUGGUGCAACGGAGCCCAACUGGCAUUUUUUUUUUAUUUAUUAAGAAGAACUGGUCCGCAUCGUGUAUCGGGAUUAAACACGACAAACAUGAUGCUUUUUAAAAAAUAACUUUUUUCUUUGAGCUUUGCUGAAAGCUUUGACUACUGGUUUCUUACUUACACUAUAUGUAUACUGUUGAUAGUGAUGGGAGAGUCCUCAUUCUUACAAUUUCAUUUGUUUAAACAUUUAUUUUCUGCUAUUAAUAUUAUUGGUUAAUAUUGUACUGUUGUUUUGACCAUGUUUGAAGUAAAAGGUGAGCAACAGUAUAAAUGAAUCACCUCUGACACAGUGCUGCCGAAAGACCGAACACGUUGAGAAGGUCAAUUAAAAAGUCCAGUAUUAACUUUAAUGCUGAAACACUGAUACUUGAAUGAAGAACAGUUAGAUAAGCAUAUCUGUACAUCAAGGAAUAGAUGAUCUUUCUUUGGAAUGUCUACUUAUUCAUUGAUAAUCAUGAUUAUUUAUCUGAAUAUAAAUACAACUUAUUUCCAUAUCAAAAUGUUGCCAUAGAUAAUGACUACACUUUUUAUUUUAUCCCAAACAUCAAGGUUACAGUCAAGAAAUAAAGUUAAUAAUCAUCAGGUUCCCAAAAGGAAAUUUGCUACUGAAGAUUCUUAUUUUUGUUAAACAUGCUAGCAUUUUGAAACAUCUUUGUUGCUUUUUAAUUAUAUUAAAGUUUUGUUAUUGCUGGACUAGAGUUUUUUUGUGACAAAUGCAAGUUCAUAACUUUUUUUACAUUGCCCAAAUAAAGUAACGUUCCAUACAAAUUUGGGGAAAACCAUUCCUUUUUUUUUUUUUUAAUUUGUCAAGUUCGCUAUAAUGUCAUUUACUUAUGAUAAUCUAAACGCUUUCAUUGUUGAUUCCAUCUUGUUAUUGAAAUUUCUUACAUUUCAAUUAUUAGACUUAUUUGUACUUGCAUACAGUCAAAUCUAUACAACAUCUCUUGAUUGGUCCUUUUGUUGAAUGUUGUUUUUGUUUUACAAGUUUUGAUUGUGCCAAAUAAGGUUCUGAAUUUGACACAAACACUGCCUUUGCCCACAGUCACCUCCACACUUUCAUGUUUGUUGCUUGAAUCCUCUACCGUCAUGAGUUUGUGGUGCUUGUUAUGUGAUUCAUGCAUAUCUUGUCACCAUGUGACCCAUUUGUUUGUUCUCAUGGGUAUGCAUCAUUAUUAAUUACAUUUGUCAAUGUACAUUAUUGAAUGGAAACAUGCAUGGGACAAAUGGAAGAAGCAAAAUGUUUUUGGCUGCAUUUAAUUUCUGCUAUGAAUUUUAUUUAAUUUUUUUCCACUAAAGUCCUUAAUUUUUACAGUUUGAUUGUAAAGCUAGUGAGUUUGGGGAUCAAGUGCAAAAACCUAAUCCCAGUUCACAGAGAUUGUCUAAAUUCUGUUUGUGUCUGUAAAAUAAAAUUUUCCAUGUAGUUGUCGUUUUAAUUUUAGAUGUUAAAAACAGAGUGAAAGAAACCGCUCUAGAGCUCAACAACAAUUGGAAUGAAACCCCUUUGGAGGAGUGUUGCAAAGAAAUAGUUCAAUUAAAAAGGACCAUUCAGAUAUCAAGCCAAAAGAUCCAUUACUUACAUUUUGUAAUGUCAAAUCUGGACAAUAAAAAAAUAAUUUUGUUUACUUGACCAUUAAAAGUUCCCAUUGUUGCAGAUUGUCUGUGCUUUCUUUGUCAGAAGAAAAAAAUAAAGUUUG